AUGAAAGACCAUGUUUGCUCUGUGCACGAGCCGGUGUCGAUUGCCAACAGCUGCCUUCAAGCCGGACUCCCACAAGCAGGGCCCGAAAAGCCACUGCGCGGAAGUAAUCAGCGUCAUAUCCCACAACCUAAUCGCAAUUCGCAUCUUGGAAGUGGUCGAGCCCCCGCUCGCAAUUUAUCUGGUGGGCUUCGGUCUGCAGAUUCCCCUGCUAGGAUAGACCAGCCCGCUGUCUCUUUAAAUACGGGAAUCCUUUCUCCACCAAUUCAUUGCGAUGAAGCCCAAUCCGCCCUAGGAAUCGCUCAACGAAUUUUCGAACUUUCCAGUCAACAUAUUGACGAAAGCACAACAUCUGCCAUUCCUGGUUAUCGCGCCGGUGCCAAUACUAAUUACAGCGUCUCGGCGUCCGCUACUACUGAACACUAUCAACGAUCUCCCAUCUCAUCAAUAUUGGGAGGGCCAUUUCCUCCACUGGACUUGGUUUACAGCCUUCUAGAAGAAUAUUUUGAUGCCAUACAUUGGUUCUCAUUAGCUAUCUACGAGCCAAAGUUCCGCAAGAUGCUCAAUUCUAUCGCAGAUGGGUCUGCUAAUCCUUCCGACAAGCCCUGGCUGUUGCUCUUAUCAGUCAUGCUCGCAAUGGCGACGUGGUAUCGAUCUCAGCGGACUGGCACGGAUUUGGCCGAUACUGGAGAAGAAUGGCGAACCUUGAGUGCAGGGUUGCUGAAAAUAGUCGAAUCAAAUCUCGUGGAGAUAAUGGAUCGACCAUCUAUCACAGCAAUUCAGACCUGUGUUCUUCUUGGGUCUCACUACGUCUACCACGGUCGCCCAAACCUUUCGUUUUCACUGUUAGGGACCACCAUCAAAAUGUCCCAAUCACUGGGGUUCCAUCGACAGUCCACCACAGGGACCCCCGAGGAUAUAGAGGAAAGAAAAAGAAUUUGGUGGACCAUUUAUACAUGGGACAGAUUUGCUUCAAUCACAUACGGGCGGCCUUUAGGGAUCAGUGAUAAGGAUUGCAAUGUUGAGAUGCCGGCCGAUACCCCAGAAAAUCCCAAUUUCGUCACGCCGACAGCUGAGCCGAGUAGCUUCAUCGCAUAUUCUCCUUAUCAACGGGAACUCAAUAAGCUAUACUUGAUAGCAUCCCCGGCCCUGGAGAUUGUCUUCGGCUCCCGGACGACUGGCUCCGAUAAUCUAACAGGAGAUGCCUAUUAUGAGCUAGCGAAAGAAGCAACGCAACGCCUUCAGAGAUGGUCGAGUCAACUACCAAGUCAUCUUUCCUUGGACCUGGGGCAAGACUUGUCUCCUCAUGGAGACCUCAAAUACAAAGCCCAUGCAUUACAAUCCUUGGCGUUACAAUUAACCUACGAUAAUGUUCUUAUUGUUCUGCAUCGACCACUACUCAACCGACAGGGAGGCUCAGCUUUUCAGGGGGACAGCCCUAUCGAUCAUUCCAGUGCAGGCCCUGCAAUGACCCAACCGAGUUGGAAUUUCGAUGGGAUGAACCCCAAAUCUCAGGAUGACAGCUCACGACUGUGGAUGGAUGCAGCAGUGAGAACAUCCCGGGUGACAGAACUACCCGUUCUCGCUCAGCUUGCCACGGACAGCCAUCUAGUUGCAUUUCUCGCCAUCAAUCUUUUCAAUGCUGCAAUUGUUCUCGCAGUGAUGGCCCUUUCAGAGCCACUUUCCGACAUGGCACAGGACAUCAAGCGAACAAUUACUCGAAUUUUGCGUCUACAGGAUCUACUUGGGAAACGCUCUGCGUUGUCCAAGCAAAGUACUCUCGUCUUGAGAAAUGUUGUCAUCUUACUUUUGCACCGAGAAUCGGCCACAAUUUUUGCACCUAUUUCCGGCGCGAAUAGACAACCUCGCGCCCAGUCUCAACCAGACUCAAUUUAUCAUGAAACGAUGUCCGUCGAAGACACACUUCGCCUGCCUCUUAACCCAACCCUGGACUCCCGCCAUCAAAAUCUAGGAGAUCAAACAUGGCUACCCCCAAGUAGAGCCGAUCGGCUUAAUGAAAGCUUAACAUCGGUCCAAUAUGUCUUCGGCAGCAACGAAAUUGCUUCGAAUUUGGUCUUAGGCACGGAUGCUCCUGUGCAGGGAACCUUCGCUGAUGAAGGUAUCCAACCAAGAGGCAACUGGAAUCCAUCCUCAGGCUAUGACUGGAAUGCUUCAGGUAUUGUUGAAGAUGACUUGCGGCAGAGUACUUAUGACGCCAUCGAUGGCGGGCUGUGCUGGCUGUGGGAUACGACAUGGAAUGGAUUUGAACGACAAUGA
Messenger RNA from Penicillium waksmanii, 2274 nucleotides. Its product is annotated as fungal specific transcription factor domain-containing protein. The transcript has 4 exons. Gene Ontology annotation, molecular function: DNA binding; zinc ion binding. Gene Ontology annotation, biological process: DNA-templated transcription. NCBI's taxonomy places the organism in Eukaryota, Fungi, Ascomycota, Eurotiomycetes, Eurotiales, Aspergillaceae. Bases 1 to 2274 code for a protein of 757 amino acids. The record is from RefSeq and is a predicted model, not a curated record.